AUGAAUCCCAAGGGAACAGUAGAACAGUCUGUAAAUGAAACUUCCACAACGGGACAAGAAACUUCGGCCCCAAACACCGCAUUGUUAGCGUCAGCGCAGUCCAGUCACACCACUGCCACCGACACUCUAAAAGCCGACGCGUCACCCUCAACCCAGAAUGACCCCGUCUCUCCUAAUGGGCAACUUAUUGAUCAGACAACCCGUUGCGAGGAGACUGGUGAAACGUCGUUUUGCGAAGACCAGUUGUCGCAUACCCAGCAGCUAAGAAACGACGCGCUUCCCAUCGGCAACAAAUCCGAAGACAAAAAAGGGAAGAAGCUCGAGUUGGAAAAUAACGUUACACAUACGCUGUCAGAGGAGCUAAAUGUAAUUGGUGAAGGCAAGCCUCGCGGUGUUAAAGAAAUUGCGGACCUCGGCGAAGGGGAUGCUUCCUCCCCAUCCGCAGAAUCUACCUCUGCUUCUCAGGCGAAAAAUAAGAACUCAAAAAACCGCAGCACCAAGGAACUUCAAUCUUCUGUUUCUACCUCCCGAAAGAUUGGUGAUGAACCUCCUCCCCAGCCUUGCACUGAGACAUGUCAAGUGGAAGAACAAGAAAAGUCUAGGCUUGAUGGGACAACCGAGUCCACAUUUUCAGGCGAAGAAGAUGACGAUGAGGGCGAGAUUGAUUGUAAGUCUGAUGGCGCGAGUUCCAGCAUAUCUCAUGAUCACUCGUCGGAAGACGAAUCGCAUGCUCCUCGUCUGCGACGACGUUGUAGUGUCUCAGAUAAUGAUAACGAUGAGGAAGAAGAGGAAGACUAUGAUGAUGAUUACUACUUUGACGAGAAGCCUACUCAUUCUCAUGGUGAUGAUGAAAUUAUUGAUUCCACGAAGGACUGUAAGUCCCGUGGACCCCCUAUCACCUCAGAACUUCAUGAAGUUGAUGAGGGUGAUCAAAAAGAUGGUUGUCAAGUAAUUGAUGGCAAAAACACAGAAGCUAACGAAAAAGGCGUGGAAAAAUCUCGAUUAGUAACACCUGCUGGAAAUGAUAACAAAAAGGACCCUUCGUAUGUGCCGCGUGUCGGAGCUUUUUAUCUUCACGACCUUCGUGAUGAGGUUGACGAAGCGGAAACGAGUUCGAAAGCCCAAUCGUCUGUCAAUUACUGUCGUCGUCCAGGUAUGUUGGCCGCUCGCUGGGGUCAUGAUUUGUACGUCGAAAAACACCAGAAUCCCCGUACCACUGAAGAUAUUGUCCGGCGUUACGGGUACGACAUCCGUAAGCAUGGCCUUGAGAACCCACCUGUCGAAUCAGCAAUUGAAAAUCAGCCGGUGGACGAGGCUCCGCAGGCUGGGAAGAGGUAUUCUGCAAACCGACAACCAUCACAACAACAACAACAACAGCAGCAAAUAAUUGGCACACCUGGCCCUCCUGACGCUGCUACGCUGGAGUACUGCCGAUCCGUCGACCCCUCACUAGUGGCUGCUCUUCUCCAGCAAAAGCAACAUAAUCCUGAGGCAUUUGCAGCCGUUCAAGCGGGAAUGAUGCCCCCAGCCUACGGGAGGCGAUUGCCAAUGGGUGUGUACCCCGACCAAGGCCGUUAUCACGGUGACAUGCGUCCAAUUCGCGGUAACGGUGGUGGUGGCGUGUCCACCUACGAACAACAGCCGAAACCGCUUGAUACUGGCAGCUCCCAAAGAGGAUUUUAA
Messenger RNA from Mesocestoides corti, 1683 nucleotides. Lineage: Eukaryota; Metazoa; Platyhelminthes; Cestoda; Cyclophyllidea; Mesocestoididae. The record is from the annotation of a GenBank genome assembly.